Messenger RNA from Mya arenaria, 2013 nucleotides. RefSeq names its product tetratricopeptide repeat protein 8-like. The coding region runs from base 136 to 1638 and encodes 500 amino acids. Gene Ontology annotation, biological process: non-motile cilium assembly. Lineage: Eukaryota; Metazoa; Mollusca; Bivalvia; Myida; Myidae. The transcript is spliced from 11 exons. Gene Ontology annotation, molecular function: protein binding. Gene Ontology annotation, cellular component: BBSome; non-motile cilium; ciliary basal body. The record is from RefSeq and is a predicted model, not a curated record.
CAGGUGUCUUUUAUUUUUCCGGAAAAGUACGGAAUCCGCCGAUGUUUUCAGGGGCCAUCUCAAUGAAGCACAUUCUCCCUGUGACAUUCCAGUAUCUAAUGAAAACAAGCUAUACCCAGAAAUAAAUAACUUGUUAUGGAUCCCCUUUUCUUGGCAUACAGCUGUUUUAGGAGGAAAAAAUACCAACAGUGUGUUGAUAUUUGCAGUGAACUUCUUGAAAAGAAUCCUUACGAUCAGGCAACAUGGACACUGAAGACAAGGGCUCUCACAUCCCAGGUGUAUGUUGACGAGGUGGACUGGGAUGAGGAAGGGAUAGCAGAGAUGUUGAUGGACGAUAAUGUUACUGCGCAGGUUGCCCGGCCAGGGACUUCACUCCGCACACCUGGUGCUGGAGGACAAGGGGGCCUAAGUCAAGGUGUUAGGCCUGUGUCACAAUCAGGUCGACCAACCUCAGGAUUUGCAAGACCAGGGUCACAGGGGGGCAGACCAGGUACAAUGGAACAAGCAAUCAGAACACCACGCACUGCUCAUACUGCUCGGCCUGUCACGAGCGCUUCUGGCAGAUAUGUCCGUCUUGGCACGGCAUCCAUGCUAUCAACCCCAGAUGGACCAUUCAUCAACCUGGCUCGUCUGAACAUGUCAAAAUAUGCAGCACGACCUGGCCUUGCGAAAGCAUUGUUUGAAUACAUUUUCCACCAUGAGAAUGAUGUCAGAAAUGCGCUUGAGCUGGCAGCAUUGGCUACUGAGGCAUGUCAGUUCAAGGACUGGUGGUGGAAGGUACAGCUUGCCAAGUGCUACUACAGGCUGGGUAUGUACCGUGAUGCUGAACAGCAGCUUAAGUCGGCCAUAAAGCAACAGGACAUGGUAGAUACUUACCUGUACCUGUGCAAAGUCUACCAGAGGCUUGAUCAACCCCUUACUGCAGUCGACCUCUACAAACAGGGCCUUGAGAAAUUUCGUGGUGAAACCAGUCUACUUUCCGGCAUCGCUAGGAUUUAUGAGACGAUGAAUGAGAUGGACAACGCGGUAAAGUUUUACAAGGAUGUACUGCGUUUUGACAACAUGCAUGUGGAGGCGAUUGCAUGUAUUGCCACCCAUCACUUCUACACAGACCAGCCUGAGGUCGCGCUCAAGUUUUACAGGCGACUUCUUCAAAUGGGUGUCUACAACGCAGAGCUUUUUAACAAUCUGGGGCUCUGCUGCUUCUAUGCUCAACAGUACGAUAUGACCCUCACCUGUUUUGAGCGGGCACUUUCCCUCGCUGAUGAAAACACUGUGUCGGAGAUAUGGUUUAAUAUAGGACACGUGGCAAUAGGCAUAGGAGAUAAUACGUUAGCCUACCAGGCAUUCAGACUGGCAUUGUCCAACAAUAACGACCAUGCGGAGGCAUAUAAUAAUCUUGGAGUUCUUGAAAUGAGGAAGGGACAUGUUGAUAUGGCGAGGGCGUUUUUCCAGGCAGCGUAUGUUAUUUGUCCGCACAUGUAUGAACCACAUUACAACUGGGCACAGCUAGCAGACCAGCUUGGCGACUUACAGAGCAGUUACAACUCUGCAAAGCGUGCCGUCGAGGCCUUUAAAGACCACGUGGAUUCCAAAGAUCUCCUUAAACAACUUCAACACCAUUUUGCUCUCUUGUGAUACAAUGACCUCUGUUUAAAUGUUAUUGUUGUGCUAUUACACUUUUUCAAUGUGGAGUUGUGUAAGUUAACAGAAAGAUGCUUUUACCAUUUCAUUUUACAUAAGACUUACUUAAUCUUUUGUUUAAAGGACAUGUAAACAUAAAUUUGUUUUCAUUAAGUGUAAUCCACAAACAAACGGGGCAGUUAAUACGUAAGGUAUGGCACAUCGCCACAAUGGCCCAAUUUCAAUACAGCCCAGACUUUACGGCCUAGGUAAGUGGACCAUGUUGCCUAAAGUGAAAAACAUACAGGCUAGAUGAGCGGACCAUACAUCAUAGAUUGUAGCAUCUGAUACUGCCUUUGUAUAUUCCAUGUUUUUGUGAAUAAAUAACUA